GUAGGAUUUCCUUUUCCCAGAGGGAAUCGCAGAAAAACCAAAGAAGCAACAGAGGGAAAAGGUAGCUGCGUGCACCUGGGGUAUCAGCCCUGCCCAGAGGUAUAAAAAAAAAAAAGAAGGCAGAGGGUAAUGAAGGGAGCGAAAGGACACCUAGUCUUCCUGUUUUUCAAAGGAGCGGGCAAGCGCAACUGAAUGAUGUUGGCGUGAUGUCUCAUUUCUUCAGAAUCAGGGGUUAGCAGAGGUCUUCCCCUCAGAAGGGAACAGGGCAAAGAAAUGGAUCUUUGUCUCUUUAAGAUGAGACGAACUGCCACUCUUAGUCAUAUAUCUUUACUGCACCCUAGGGUUAUAAAAACAUACAUCUUCGUUUUGAAAGUCUUUUAUUACAUCCAUAAACAUCAGAUUGCAGCUGACUGUUCCCUGGAUGAGAAUGUCCUAGUAGUCCAAGUGAGUUUUGACAGGGGGAGGGAGUGAAAGUAAGAUUGGUUGGUUUUUUUUAUUGGAACGGUGUUUAUAGGGAACUUGUCAGUCUCUGGCAUGCUACAGCCACUGUCAGAGAGCUGAGCGGCACCGAAGUGAGAGGACACGGGUUUCUCUGCUUAUUCUCACUGUUGGACUCGGGUACCAUCCCAGGUGCGGCAUACGAGAAGGAAGAAUUGUUCCAGAAUUUAUUAGGACAGAUUGCCGAGCAGUUCUCGAGGGUUUUUAAAAUCAAUGAACUGAAAACGGAAGUAGCUAAUCACUUGGCAAUGCUGGAGAAAAAGGUUGAAUUGGAAGGCCUGAAAGUAGUGGAGAUUGAGAAAUGCAAGAGCGACAUUAAAAAGAUGAGGGAGGAAAUGGCAGCAAGAAGCAGCAGGACUAACUGUCCCUGCAAGUACAGCUUUUUGGAUGAAAACAAGAGGCUGACUCCGCGUCGGGAUGUACCAUCCUACCCAAAGUACAUGCUGUCCCAGGAGACCAUCGAAGCACUACGGAAACCAACCUUUGACGUCUGGCUGUGGGAGCCCAACGAGAUGCUGAGUUGUUUGGAACACAUGUACCACGAUCUUGGGUUGGUAAAAGACUUCAACAUCAAUCCUAUCACGUUGAAAAGGUGGUUGCUGUGUAUUCAUGACAAUUACAGAAACAACCCCUUUCAUAAUUUCCGUCACUGCUUCUGCGUGACCCAGAUGAUGUACAGCAUGAUCUCACUCUGCAGCCUCCAGGAGAAAUUCUCCCAAAUUGACAUUUUGAUUCUCAUGACUGCAGCCGUAUGCCACGACUUAGACCAUCCAGGCUACAACAAUACCUAUCAGAUAAAUGCACGAACUGAGCUUGCGGUACGCUACAAUGACAUCUCCCCACUGGAGAACCACCACUGUGCUGUGGCUUUCCAGAUCAUUUCCCAGCCAGAAUACAACAUUUUCUCCAAUGUCAGCCAGGACCAAUUCAAACAGAUAAGACAGGGCAUAAUUACGUUAAUCCUGGCUACAGACAUGGCGAGACAUGCAGAAAUACUGGACUCUUUCAAGGAAAAAAUGGAAAAUUUUGAUUACUCAAAUGAAGAACACAUGACCUGUCUGAAGAUGGUACUGAUAAAAUGCUGUGAUAUCUCCAAUGAAGUCCGCCCGAUGGAAGUAGCGGAGCCCUGGGUAGAUUGCUUACUAGAGGAAUAUUUUAUGCAGAGUGACCGAGAAAAAUCUGAGGGGCUUCCAGUGGCACCGUUCAUGGACCGCGAUAAAGUGACCAAGCCGACAGCACAGAUUGGCUUCCUGAAGUUCGUUCUCAUCCCCAUGUUCGAAACAGUAACAAAGCUAUUCCCAGAAGUGGAGGAGGUGAUGCUCCAGCCCCUUUGGGAAUCCAGGGACCGCUAUGAGGAAUUAAAACAGAUAGAUGAUGCUAUGAAAGAGUUGCAGAAAAAGAAAAGCGAAAGUCUGACCACCAGCAGUACUGAAAAGUGAGACGAAAAAGCCUUUGAGCAAAACAUAAGCCCUAAGGUUAUUCUGGUUUUGAGAAAUGCUGUAUUUGCCAAACAGACAUGGUGGCUAUGUCAAAAUCCAACUGGGACGAUGUAUGCGGAGAGGUGGCAGGCAUGGAUGCCCUGCCUGCCUGCCCGCCCGCCUGCCUGCCCAGGCACCUUGUCUACAGCCUGCUCGCACAGGCGCUGCCGCCAGCCAUCAGGCACCGAGGGCUCCUCUCACUCCGGCAGGCCCAUCGCAGCCCCCCCCGGCAGGACUUAACCCUGUGGACAUUGCAGAAGUUGCAGCAAUGCUCAAGUCUUCAGCAGAUUUGCCUUUUCUGUGACCACACUGACCACAGUCUGUAGAGACAAAGCAAAGUUUAGCUAAGGAGCCUUUUCUGGAAAAUGCAAAUUUUUCUGGCAUCCAAAAACAAAAGAAAAAAUUGUUUUAGUCAAGAUACUGUGUAUAUAUAUAUGUACAGCAGUAUGCUAAUUACAGCAUAGCUUAACAGAUGCUUAUAUUCUGACCAGGGUACUGGCAUUUUAUUUUUUUUUGCCUAGUAGGCCCUAAUGACACAUUUCUCUGUAAUAUUCUCUGAAUUUUAUAGUGUUCAUAGUACAUGCAGAAGCCCAGCAUAGUGGAUGCAAUUUUUUUUUGUUUUGUACAAUAGAAGAAAUCAGAAGAAACCUUCAUGAGUUUGCUGUUCGCUUUGUGGCCUGGUGCAGCUAGUUGUCACGGGAUCCUCAAGCACGAGCAAAGCAGGGAGCACAAAGCUGAAACCACUGUGCAAGCAUAUUUUUAUCCUCAUGGAUGCAAAAAGCAACAACAAGAAAAACGUUCAAAGAUGUACAGUUGUUUUUUUUUACUUUUCAACUGAUCUGCUAAA
Messenger RNA from Chroicocephalus ridibundus (black-headed gull), 2823 nucleotides. It is a transcript of the gene PDE9A, whose product is annotated as phosphodiesterase 9A. Lineage: Eukaryota; Metazoa; Chordata; Aves; Charadriiformes; Laridae. The record is from RefSeq and is a predicted model, not a curated record. The transcript is spliced from 15 exons. Bases 747 to 1937 code for a protein of 396 amino acids. Gene Ontology annotation, molecular function: 3',5'-cyclic-GMP phosphodiesterase activity. Gene Ontology annotation, biological process: signal transduction; cGMP catabolic process.